AUGCGGGAACGCUGCGAGAUUUGUGAUGCUGAAGAUUUAACCUUAGCUCAUCCAGCUCAAUUACUGACAGAUUUGAAUAAUCCAGAUAAUUUGACUUGUUGGGUUAGUGAACCAACAACAACAACAACAAAUAUUUCCCCUUCGAAUGUGACACUUACUCUAAAUCUUGGAAAGAAAUUUGAGUCCAACAAUCGUGGACGUACUUGGAUUCCAAUGCAAUUUUACUCGUCUCAAUGUGAAAAUAUUUAUAAAAGACCAAAAGAUGCUAAAAUUACUCGUGAAAAUGAACAGGAAGCAAGAUGUACAGAUGCUCGUUCACUUUCACCUUUAUCAAAUCGAAUAGCUUUUGCUACUUUAGAAGGAAGACCUUCAGCAUUGGAAUUUGAACAAUCACCGGUUCUCCAAGAUUGGGUAACCGCAACAGAUAUAAAAAUAGUUUUUAAUCGUCUAAGUACUGUUCAAAACCAAAUGUAUUGGUUAGAAGAAAAUAUUCAACGUUUUAGAAGGGAUAAUAAUAAUUCUAUUUUUGAAAUUGGAGAAGGAAAUUUUUUAAAUUCAAAAUUUGGUGAACAAUUACUGAAGGAACGCUAUUUUUAUGCAAUGGCUGAAUUGGCAGUAGGAGGACGGUGUAAAUGCAAUGGGCAUGCUAGUCGUUGUGUUAUUGACCGUAUGGGAAGGUAUGCCUGUGAUUGUAAACACGCAACAACAGGGCUAGACUGUGAAAAAUGCCGUCCGUUCCAUUAUGAUAGGCCUUGGGCUCGUGCUGGUGCUGAUGAUGCUAAUCCAUGCAUUGGUAUAUUUUUAAGAAUAAUUUUUAAAGUUUGGUCACCCUUUCUUUUUUAA
This is a messenger RNA of Meloidogyne enterolobii, 843 nucleotides long. The record is from the annotation of a GenBank genome assembly. Lineage: Eukaryota; Metazoa; Nematoda; Chromadorea; Rhabditida; Meloidogynidae.